AUGUCCAAGGUCCCCGAGUCGGCCGCUAUUGCCGACCACCACUUGUCGAUCCUCUGGGUCCUUAUAACGCCGUGGAUCCGAAGGACUAGAGCGGAAAGAGGCAUUGGAAUCGACAAGCAGCUCUGCGGCUUGCUAGACUCGGAGAGCUAUGAAUCUACGAAUAACAUCAGAAGCAGUUCCUGA
Molecule: messenger RNA, 183 nt
Organism: Penicillium macrosclerotiorum
Lineage: Eukaryota; Fungi; Ascomycota; Eurotiomycetes; Eurotiales; Aspergillaceae
Exons: 1
Coding region: 1-183 (60 amino acids)
Source: RefSeq, a predicted model, not a curated record